AUGCUGCAGAAACUCAGCGAAGGCACAAGGGCAGGUUACGAGGGAGGAUGGCGGCUCUGGGUAGCCGUGCGCCAGGCGCAAGGACUUAGCCCUUGGCUCCCAGGACGUGAUCGCGAGGAGCGCCUGGCCGACGAGGAGGCGCUCGUCAACUUCGCCGUCCUCCUAGCGCGGGUCGUCGGGAGGACCGAGGGGACCAUCAAGCAGAAGCUCUUCGCGGUGCGCUACGCCCACCUGGUGGCCGGCUACUCGGACCCCUUGCUCCACAGGGGUACACCGAUCCGCAAGGCAGAGGUGCAGCACUUCCUGACGGUCGCGGGGCUGGCCGUCGGCCUCUCUAGAGAGGAGAUCGGCAGCCAUUCCCUGAGGAUCGGCGGGGCGACUGCAAUGUACCACGUGACCGAGGACCUCUCCCGAGUGCGCCGAUUCGGGCGCUGGCAGUCGGGCGCGUUCCACGGCUACCUGUGGGAAUCGCACGAGCCGAUGAAGGGCAUCUCCGGCAAGAUGGCCAGGGACACCUCCUCGCUGACCAACCCGGCGAAGGACAACGCCCCCAGCAGAGCUGCCGCCGGCACCGAGAGUGCCAGGCGGGGAGCCGGGAGAUCUGGAGGCCGCGGCGCGGACGGGGGUGCCAAGUACCGGCCCGUGCCGAGCGCCAGCGAUGACAUCGUCGGGCCUCAGCCCGAGGUCGGGCUCCGCCGUCAAUCAAGGCACCUGCGCGAGCCCAAGGAGCGCCUGGCCGACGAGGAGGCGCUCAUCAACUUCGCCGUCCUCCUAGCGCGGGUCGUCGGGAGGGCCGAGGGGACCAUCAAGCAGAAGCUCUUCGCGGUGCGCUACGCCCACCUGGUGGCCGGCUACUCGGACCCCUUGCUCCACAGGGGUCGCCUCUGGAGCACGCUGGCAGGGCUGAAACGCUGGCAGGGGCCCGAGACCAAGCGGAAGAAGCCCGUCACGCCAGACGGGCGCUCGUGGUCCUUCGAGCGCGUGCUGCACGGGGAGGACGUAGAGCCCAAGAAGGAGGGGAAGCGAGUGGCCAGCUUCCAGGACGCCGACGAGAUGGUGAUCUACAUCAAGGGCAGCAAGACGGACCAGCUCAACGUCGGGACGGUGAAGAACCACUACCGCGCCGGCACGACGCUCUGCCCGAUCGCGGCGAUGGAGCGGCUCCAGGCUCACCAUCCUCAGCGGAUAAGGGGCACCGAAGAACGGCUGCCCCUUUUCCGCUGGGCGUCAGGUACACCGAUCCGCAGGGCAGAGGUGCAGCACUUCCUGACGGUCGCGGGGCUGGCCGCCGGCCUCUCUAGAGAGGAGAUCGGCAGCCAUUCCCUGAGGAUCGGCGGGGCGACUGCAAUGUACCACGUGACCGAGGACCUCUCCCGAGUGCGCCGAUUCGGGCGCUGGCAGUCGGACGCGUUCCACGGCUACCUGUGGGAAUCGCACGAGCCGAUGAAGGGCAUCUCCGGCAAGAUGGCCAGGGACACCUCCUCGCUGACCAACCCGGCGAAGGACAACGCCCCCAGCAGAGUUGCCGCCGGCACCGAGAGUGCCAGGCGGGGAGCCGGGAGAUCUGGAGGCCGCGGCGCGGACGGGGGUGCCAAGUACCGGCCCGUGCCGAGCGCCAGCGAUGACAUCUUCGGGCCUCAGCCCGAGGUCGGGCUCCGCCGGCAAUCAAGGCACCGGCGCGAGCCCAAGGCCUAG
Messenger RNA from Prorocentrum cordatum, 1695 nucleotides. Lineage: Eukaryota; Dinophyceae; Prorocentrales; Prorocentraceae. The record is from the annotation of a GenBank genome assembly.